This is a messenger RNA of Loa loa (African eye worm), 454 nucleotides long. RefSeq lists its product as hypothetical. The coding region runs from base 32 to 454 and encodes 140 amino acids. Lineage: Eukaryota; Metazoa; Nematoda; Chromadorea; Rhabditida; Onchocercidae. The record is from RefSeq and is a predicted model, not a curated record. The transcript has 4 exons.
UGAUCUUAAAGGUGAGAAGCUUAAUUUAUUAAUGGAAAUGAUUAAAGAACGCAUCAAUAUGCUGAAUGAAAAUAAGUUGAAGAGAAGUGAAAUACAUAAACGAUACUUACGGAUACUUGGAGUUAUUCUUCCAACAUAUAUCUUAGCAUCAAUUAUUUGGAUUGCUGCAAAUAUUAUCUUCUAUAAAAGACAAAAACAAAAAUUAGAAAAUGGUGGUAAAGAAAAUACAUUUGAUCGAAAUCAAGAAAGACAACGUCUACUGGAGCGAUAUAAUCAAAUUCCAUCACCUAAUUUGACAUUCCUUGAUCAAUCAUCCAUACCUGUAACAGAAUUUACUGAUGAUGAAAGUAAUUUGAACAAUCUAUCGGAUCAUUCUUCAUUUGAAGCCAAUCGUGCACGUGUAGAAGCAAUUCUAAAACGUAACAAUGAACCACAAUUUAUGAGAAGAAUUUAA